AUGUACUCCGAGUUGCCCCAGGAUGCGCAAACCAUCUGGGAGGUUCAACUCUGUCGCUACUUUCGCCGAGCUAUGCCUCCAAACUGGCAAGACAAGCUUGCGUUUUGUGAAAUCUCCACCGGAACCAUAACAGAACUUGCGAUGUACUUUGAGCGCCUCGAAAGGCGCGAAAGGCAGAAUGGCCGGGAUCGCCAGAAUGGUCAGGGAACACAUGGCGAAUGGAGCCAAGGUCGGCGCGACCAGCAACGCUCGUUCAACGCCCGCUAUGACCGCGGAGAUCGACGCAACCAACGCGAAUAUCGUGACUCACACGAGAAUCGUCCUCACAAACGGACUGUGACAGAUGACAAAAAGAAAAACGAGCGCCAUGAUGAUAAUGAUAUGUGGUGCAAGUUCCACAAAACAAAGUCUCACAACUCCAGCGAGUGCAUCGCCCUCAAGAAGCAGCGCGAGGAGCACAAGCCCGCUGAGAUUAAGACAACAGUCCCGAGCAAAAAAAAGUAUCCCAAAUUUAAAGAAGAGUCAAGCGACGUCUACAGCAACAGCGUGCUCAAGCUUGAAGGCCUGGUCGCCAAGAAGCAAAACAGCACCAAGCUUGCUCCGUUGCGCAUCAAGGAUAAGCUUUAG
Peronospora matthiolae is the source of this 627-nucleotide messenger RNA. NCBI's taxonomy places the organism in Eukaryota, Oomycota, Peronosporomycetes, Peronosporales, Peronosporaceae. The record is from the annotation of a GenBank genome assembly.